Molecule: messenger RNA, 1483 nt
Organism: Ziziphus jujuba (common jujube)
Lineage: Eukaryota; Viridiplantae; Streptophyta; Magnoliopsida; Rosales; Rhamnaceae
Product: F-box protein At4g00755
Exons: 6
Coding region: 218-1315 (365 amino acids)
Molecular function (GO): protein binding
Source: RefSeq, a predicted model, not a curated record
UCGGUCACAAUUUUAUCACUGCCGAUCCACCCCCACAACUAACAAUCUCUCUCUCUCUCUCUCUCUCUCGCUGUCGAAGAUUCUCUCUCUCUAGGGUUUGGGUUUUCUCUCAUAGACAACCUUUUCUGCUCCUCAAUAAUUAAAAGAAAAAAGAAAGGAUUGUUUUUGGCUCAAAAAGACUGCUGGGUUUUGAUCAUAUAAUUAAUAGUUAACAGAUAUGGAUUCGAGAAUCGAUUUUCUGAAUUGGCUCGAAAUAGACAUGUCAAUGAAGAUUCUUACUUCACUGGAGGAUCCAGCUGAUCUUGCCCGAAUCAGUUGCGUCUCCCGCACCUGGCGACAAUUUGUGGUAGAAAAUGCCCUUUGGAAGCAACUAUGCUUAAGAAGGUUUCCUCAGUUAUCUAAAGUUGCUCAUGUUGUUGAAGUUAAUGAUUGUGAGGCUAAUGAGCCUUCUGCUGGAUCUAGUAAUUCAAAGGAAUGUGAAACCUUGGAGAGGGAUCAUAGGGCAUAUGCUAUUUUAGGUCGAAGGUGUAAAGAAUUUGCUGCAGAGGAUUGUAUUUCAGAGGCAAUCGGUGCUUCCAGUACUGAUAAUUAUCCAGAAGAAAGUAUUGACAAUACUUUGGAACCAAGAGACAUAGUUGCACGGAGAGCUUCAUAUUGGUCAAGCAAAGGACAAAGUGAUCCUUCUGUGCCUGAGACACUGAUAUACAAGUUGGACUCUGAUUUUUAUGUAGUUACUGAAAUCAACAUUAAGCCUUUCAGAGCUUUUUUUCAGUUGGGUUUUCCAAUAUAUUCAGCCAAAUAUGUUCGAUUCCGAAUGGGUUAUCCCAAAAGUCCCUCGGAUUUAGUCAGUGAUUCCAUGAAGGAAUCAAGUCAUGAUGAUAAAUUCAUCUGGACCUACACUUCGCAAAAAUUCAAAAUGGCUAGAGAAAGUAUCUUACAGAAGUUCAAGCUCCCAGAACCUAUCCUAUGUAUUGGUGGAUUCGUGCAGAUUGAGUUCUUGGGCAGAGUACAGAAACAAACAAUGGAUUGCUUAUUUUAUAUAUGUGUGUCUCAUGUUGAAGUUCUGGGGCAGUCGUUAGCACCCGCUCUCGCUGUUGAGGAUCUUGAUCCGUCUGGAAGGUUUGUUUUGAAGAACAACCUGCAAGCAAAGGGUGAUUGCAAACCCGGCUUACCAAAAAGGAAGUCACGUGCAAUUACAGAGCAACGUGCAAGACAAUUGCAGGGUCUUAUAAAUGAGUUUGAAGAUUUUGAUGAGGAUUAUGCUGAAUACAUAUUGGCACUCGAAGAUGAAUCGGAUGAAGAGUUUGUUCUCUAGUUCCAAUGUAUCAAAUUUAUUGUUCUACUUUCCCCUCCUUUCAGGUUGAGAACAGGAGCCAAUCUGAAGUAGUAGGCGCCAUUCUAUUUGAGAUUGUAAUAUCUAAAAAUGCUUUUUGCUCCUAUGCAGCUUUCUAUCAUAAGUAUUACAAGCGUGAUUCAAUUUCAA